AUGAAAAAACUGACAAUCAUGCCUGCAGGGCUGAUAUUUGCAUCUAUAAGUGUGCAUGCAGCCAAAGAAGAGGAAUCCAAAAAGCAGCUAAUGAAACCAGAGCAGCUCCCCAUAUAUACUUCACCACCUCUUCAAUCUAAAUAUGUUGAAGAGCAGCCUGGUAAUUUACAAAUGGGCUUUGCCUCCAUCCACACUACAACUGGUCGUUAUAUUGGCUGGUGCAAGGGUGUUUAUGUCUUUGUGAAAAAUGGGAUAAUGGAUACAGUUCAAUUUGGAAAAGGUUCUAGAUUUAAGAAAAUUGCUUAUCCAUUGGGAUUGGCCACUUUAGGAGCAACUGUUUGUUACCCAGUUCAGUCCGUAAUAAUUGCAAAGGUCACCGGGAAAAAGGCAUAUGCUACAAGUCAGAACAUUUAUGAAGCAGUUAAAUCACUGUGGACAAAAAACAACGAAAAGGAGUCACUUCCUGAACCUAAAGAAAAAAUUAAGCUAGAAAGCUCUGCUGAAAUAGAAAUACCUGCAAAAACAGCUCACAACCCAAAGCACUCAGUGGGUUUGCCAACAGAACUCAGAUCUGAAAUGAAGACAAAAUCAGAAUUCACCUCAGGUGCUACACAGUUUAUGCCUGACCCCAAGCUCAUGGAUCAUGGACAGUCCCAUCCAGAAGAUGUAGAUAUGUAUAGCACUAGAAGCUGAAAUAGUCUACGUAGAGAAUUACAAGAUGUGUGAAGUUCCAAAUGAUAAUGAAAGAAAUCAUGUAAUGGGUAAUUGUGAUGCAUAGAGCAUAAUUUAAAGCAAAUUUAUCCCAUACAUCUUCUAAUGUAUAGUUUGACCAAUCAAGGAAGUGAUUAAAACACAAACAGAAAAUACAAUCGAAACAAUAUUAAAUGAUUGGUGAAGAGGCAGAGGUAGUAGUAUUAAGAUGCAUUUGAUGACUUAAGGGUGUUUAUAAACAAAAAAUAGAGUAAAUAUGUGAACAAUUAUGAGACUAAGAUCUGAAAAAAAUGUAUGUACUUAUACACACAUAUAUUUGCUUUAGCUUUUUCUCACUAUCAAUUCCCAACUUGUGACAUUAAUGUCAGCUAAAUUAGAAUGGUUUGUGGAAGGAUAUUUUCUCUAUCCUUCUCUUUUUUCAUUUCCCAGAGCAGGAAUAAAAUAUCCAUAUUUUAUG
This is a messenger RNA of Eptesicus fuscus (big brown bat), 1168 nucleotides long. Its product is annotated as MICOS complex subunit MIC27-like. The coding region runs from base 1 to 693 and encodes 230 amino acids. The record is from RefSeq and is a predicted model, not a curated record. Gene Ontology annotation, biological process: cristae formation. Gene Ontology annotation, cellular component: MICOS complex. The transcript has a single exon. NCBI's taxonomy places the organism in Eukaryota, Metazoa, Chordata, Mammalia, Chiroptera, Vespertilionidae.